This is a messenger RNA of Psammomys obesus (fat sand rat), 1574 nucleotides long. RefSeq lists its product as uncharacterized. The transcript has a single exon. NCBI's taxonomy places the organism in Eukaryota, Metazoa, Chordata, Mammalia, Rodentia, Muridae. The coding region runs from base 299 to 1042 and encodes 247 amino acids. The record is from RefSeq and is a predicted model, not a curated record.
UGUCCCAGCACGCAUUCUCCACUUUCCUGCUUGGUCCUGGAGUGGUGACACUGUGUGUGCCUGGCUGCUGGCAAGAGGGGUCCAUGGCUGGGUGUAUGGGGGGCUUUUAUGUCCUCUCCUCUGUGCUCUGCUCUUUUUCUUAGUGUUGGGUUUUAGGAUGCAGGUACUUUUGAGGCUGGGCCGCAAUGUGACCUUUAUAUACGGCUUGCUUGUGUGUGACUGCUAAUGUGUGUUGGAGACACGUACACACACAAACUGUUUCUCGGCAAUAGGACUGCCUGGGGUGUGGAGGGAACUCAUGUGGCAGAUAGCAAUCCAGCUGCCCAAGAGGGCUCUGGGCUUGGGAGUGUAUCUGUGGGGUUUCUUCCUUCACCUGCUCUCUCAGGUGCUUGGGGCUCCUCUGCUUUGCUUCUUUGGGCUUCUCCACAUGCUCUCUGUGUGUGCCCAGCAUGGGGCCCAGGCUGUGUUUACAGCUGCUUAUUCUGUGGCCCACAGGGCCCAUGUCUGUGGGGCUUAUGUCUUCCUUCAGGGGAGUGCUUGGUUUGCUCAGCUGGUAGGGAGUUGCGUGGCCUUGCCCAUACGGCUCUUUGGUGCCGUGCUAGAGACUCUGACACGCAUCCCAUUAAUCCUGCUGUGUGAGCAGGCUGCUAGGUGGCUGGUACAGUCAGGUGUGUGGGCAACGAGAGGCCUGGCUCGGGUAUGGGGCAUGGCGAUGUUCGCCCAGCUGUGUGCCCAUUCAUUCCUCAUUGGUUUGGGCCUGUGUAUGCACAUCUGCUUUUCCACCAUCAGCUCCAAGAUCCACGUGAGAGUGCAUAUACCCUUCUGUUUCUCACUGCCUGUGAGAAUCCAUGUUCCCUUGAACUUGGGCAUCAGGAUGGGGCUACAGGGCAGGAGGCCCGAGACUCCAGAGGUGGGGGUGGGUACACCUCUGGGGGAGACUGGGAGGGAACAGAAGCCCCCCAGGACCAGAAACCUCAAGCCUGCAAGGAGAAGGGAGGUAUCACGGAGCAGGAGCAGGAGUGAGCCCAGACCAGGUGGGUAAGCGCAGGGGCCAGUCCCCGCCACUGGAACCUGUCCCCAGCCUUGGGGACAGCAGCUCCUCUGGUCUGCAGGCUAAGGCUUAGGGCUGUUUCUUUUCCCAUCCCAGUCAGUCCCCUCUGUAGCUGCUGCUCUCUUUCCCUCUGGGGAGAAGGUGGUCCUUAGGGAAGGUCCAGGCAGGAAGGCACAGGCAGCUUCUAACUUUUAUUUAUUUUUUGCCGUUUAUCCAAGGACAAUACGGUCACUGAAGGCAGCACUAGGCGGAGGUCCUUCUCCACAUCACUGGCCUCUCUUACACACCUGUCUACCAGUCCUGUGUGCCCUUGGCUCUUGGGGCAGCCCCUCUCCACUUCCUUCCUGUUUAUCUUCCCUGGUGGGGUCUUUUUCUCUUCCAGUUAAUUUCUCAGGUUAUUCACUUCCUCAAGGCCACCUUGAGGGCGGUCGUUUCCUCUUGGGCUUUUUCCAUCGGGCAGUCUCUUCCCUCAGCGCCCGUGCCCGAUUUUCCCAGGUGUGCUGGGUUCCACUGACUCCGUGCU